AUGAGUUUUGAGAAAAUGAACGGAUUGGAAGUGAACAGGUUGAAGUUAGUGAAGCAGAUAAUCUUUUUAUUUGUCGGUAUAAUUACCAUCGUUUCCGCUCCCAUUGUCUAUUGGAAGCUCGACAACGAUAUUCUGUCAGCACCGUUUUUGACAGAACACGAGCGCAUGCAAGCAAUCGAGAGAGUCCGUGUCAACCAGACGGGUAUUGGAUGUAAUGCUAUUUUCAAAUGGGACCAUGUCUUCGAGACACUUCUCGAACCAAAGACUUACCUUUUGAUCAGCAUGAGUCUGCUCCUCAACGUCGGCGACUCAGUGGUAAAUGUUUUCGGCCCCAUCAUCUUGAAUAGUUUCGGCUUCACCGAAUAUCGUACCUCGCUGCUCAACAUACCAUUUGUGGUUCUCCCAGUUAUCGCAGGCCUUGAAGAGGAAGAAGUGCUCAACGGGGCAGCCCUUCUUGCAGCAUACUAUCUCCUCGCCUUCCUUUUCGGUGGAAACCCGCUCAUCGUCGCCUGGAUCGUUGGAAACACCGCCGGCAUGACGGGAAAUAUCGGCCGGCUCGCACUAUUUGGUGUGUUCAUUGUUCUUGCCGCAGUGGUUAUUCUGCAAGUCAUGAACCUGAGGGUCUUAAACAAAUUGCAUCAGCGAUCGCGUGUCGCGGCGGGGAAACAGGCGGUUAUUAAGGAUUACUCCAUGGAUCGUAACUAA
Messenger RNA from Coccidioides posadasii C735 delta SOWgp, 705 nucleotides. Lineage: Eukaryota; Fungi; Ascomycota; Eurotiomycetes; Onygenales; Onygenaceae. The record is from RefSeq and is a predicted model, not a curated record.